AGAGCUGCUGACCCCGUUCUCGCGAGAUUAUCAAACAGGAAGAGAAGAAGGUCAUCGACAGUCAAACAUGGCCGCCCGCAUCCCCCUCAGGUCCAUCUGGAGCGCUUUAGCGGGCAUUAAGUCGGUCGCCGGCGGCAGCAACGUGGCUGCUCUGCAGAGGAUAAACAUCCCUGUAAGCUCCGCUUGUGGAAACCUCCAGAGCAGAGGUGUCCGACACGUUGUGCAGAAGCAGGAGGGCAAAACGACAACCAUUGAGGGACAGACUAAGGACAUUCGAGCUGGACCAGAACCUCCAAACCCCACAGCCAAGUGCCCGAUCUACCGAUGGAACCUGCAGCACAAAUACGACUACACAGAUGUCCUGUUGCUCAGUCAGUUCAUCAGGUCAGAUGGCGGGAUGUUGCCCAGGAGAAUCACGGGUCUCUGUCCAGAGGAACACCGCAAGAUUGCCAUCUGUGUUCAGAUGGCUCACAGAGCUGGUCUGCUUCCUGACCACAAACCCAAACUCCCAGAAGGCCAUGUCCCAAAGCCCAAGCCACAGCUCAACAGAUACCUGACUCGCUGGUCCAUCGACACGGUGAAGCCCAUCUAUAAAACGGGUCUGAAGUGGUGUAAGAAGCGCAUGCCCGUUGGCCACACAGCACUCAAAGACAAUGUGCGCUACAGUGUCAAACCCCUCUACCUGAAACACUGAGGGACAGAACGGCUGCCCAGUCAGGACAGCAGACGAAGGCGAGUGGGUGGGACCACCAUGCAGGGAUGCGGUCUCCAUUGGAUGCUCCUCAGCCUCCAAUCACAAGCCAGCCUUUUCAGCGACUUCCACUGACUUUCCAAACACAGGCAAACAAAAGUUUCAUGCAUCUGUAUUUAUGCUGCUUUUUUUUUUUUGUUGUUUAUGAAGCUGUUUCAUGCCUCGGGUGAAUCAUGCUGAGCACCGCCCAGAACCAUCCAUUCUCUCAUUUGGUUUUCGAAAAAAGCCCUUGAAAUGAACUCUGCUGACAACUUUGCGUGAACAGCAACUGGGUCAGUGUUAAGAGUCUCCAAGUAGGUGGUAUCUUGACUGUGUAUACUCGUGGAAACACAGAUGUGCAAAUAAAGUAUGUCCGUUUACUCGG
Molecule: messenger RNA, 1115 nt
Organism: Myripristis murdjan (pinecone soldierfish)
Lineage: Eukaryota; Metazoa; Chordata; Actinopteri; Holocentriformes; Holocentridae
Gene: mrps18a
Product: mitochondrial ribosomal protein S18A
Exons: 6
Coding region: 68-694 (208 amino acids)
Biological process (GO): mitochondrial translation
Cellular component (GO): mitochondrial small ribosomal subunit; ribosome
Molecular function (GO): small ribosomal subunit rRNA binding; structural constituent of ribosome
Source: RefSeq, a predicted model, not a curated record